AUGUCUGCUCCUCAGCCUUCAGUCGAGGCCUCUACCUCUCCGGCCGGUCCCGGGUGUCUUCUCGGCCAGUCCUUUCCCCUUGUGCUGAAGAAACUCAUAGAGAACCCUCCGAAGAACUUUCUGGAUACAGGAGAAGUGGAAAAAGACAAGACCAAAUUGGACAAAGAUGACAGCCUUGAUGGAAAUUCAUUGUCUGUUUCUGCUGCACUCAUGCCGCCUAUCUGGGAUAAGACCAUUCCUUAUGAUGGGGAAUCUUUCCACUUGGAGUACAUGGACCUUGAUGAAUUCCUGUUGGAGAAUGGAAUCCCAUCCAGCCCAACACAACUUGCACAAGCAAUUCAGAACCCACUUAUGCCAGUUUCUGAGCUAGAAGAUGAAGAGGAGACAGCUUCCACUUCUUCUGCAUCCCCCAUGUCACCAUCCGGUUUACUGCAAACAUCUGAAAGCAAAGAUGCUUCCAAUGCAGACAUUCCUCUGAAAGAAGAAAAUGAUCCUCCUAGCCCUGUUGACCCAGAGAAAAUAGAGGUGAAAGUAAAUUUCAACCCAGAUCCUACUGACCUGGUGCUGUCCAGUGUGCCAGGAGGAGAGCUAUUUGACCCUAGAAAACACAAAUUUGCAGAGGAGGAAUUGAAACCUCAGCCCAUGAUCAAAAAAGCAAAGAAAGUAUAUGUACCGGAUGAAAUGAAGGAUGAAAAAUACUGGAACAGACGAAAAAAGAACAACGUGGCAGCUAAGCGUUCUCGAGAUGCACGGCGGCUCAAAGAGAACCAGAUUACUGUGCGGGCAGCUUUCUUGGAAAAGGAAAACACAGCACUUCGCACAGAGGUGGCUGAACUACGCAGAGAGUUGGGAAAAUGCAGGAACAUCAUUUCCAGAUAUGAGAGCCAAUAUGGACAGUUGUAA
This is a messenger RNA of Staurois parvus, 903 nucleotides long. NCBI's taxonomy places the organism in Eukaryota, Metazoa, Chordata, Amphibia, Anura, Ranidae. The record is from the annotation of a GenBank genome assembly.